UAUAAAAUGUCUAAGGAGAUACGUCAACAAAACCAGACGGGAUGGUCAGAAACAAGAAAUGGUGGGAUCGAAGGCAAACGAUCAGGUGGUUUGGACAUCUCACACGUAUGGCACCUAACCAGCUUGCCAGUAAAGCCUACUACGAGAAAGUAUAGGGUACAGGGCGGAAGACCAAGAAUGACCUUGAUCCAGGGUGUGAAGGAUACCCUGAGAACAUACAGUAUCCAACCCAGCCAGGCCUUCAAACUUGCUAGAAAGAGGAACCUCUUUCUCUCCUCGACGCCCUAGAGGUACAAGAGGACGGAAAAAGUUAAGUAAGUAAGAUAACCUAGGUAAAAAACAACUUUUAUAGCUUACGGCUGAGGGAGGGCAGGGGAGUUGCCUAAAAUAUGCGAUUCACAGACCUCUUUCUUUGUUAAAGGCCUAUUAACCUAGUGGAGCUAAAUGCAUGUACAAGCGGCACUACAUUUUCUCAAGCCAUAACAGCAUUUAUGAGCAUCACCGUGGCAGCGAUUACCGCGCGUAAAGGUUUUCGCGCCCCGCGCCGGGCGAUAUGCGAAAAAAGGCACUGUUGUUAUGGAGCGACGCCAGGAGUGACACCUCUCUGUUAGGCUACUGCAAACCCUCUCUGCCUAGUAGCACACCAGAUCAUCCUUCUGCACGCAAGAGCUUCACAUCCGAGUUUCUUCCGUUUCUGGGUUUUCAUUGGUUGCUGGUGAUUUCAUGUUGCAAAAAUUGGAAUGAUGAUCUCAUCGUCAUAGGAAGUCGAGUAGGCCUUCAGGGCAAUGGAAAAGAGCAAGAAAAGAAAAAUAAAAAAAAAAGUCGGCCGUGGAUAGGUGGUGAACCCAGUGUUUUCGACAAUAUGCCAGCACCAUGACCCUUGAGAAAUUGAUAUACUAUUUAUCAGAACAUUUCCUGUGGACUAAAGAGAACUCUCGAAGCACACCUGUUGAGCAAAAACGAUGUAGCAAGAUCUAUGGCAGCAAGUUCGUCUGCUAGCACACGUACGGAGUGUGCACGAUGUUUAGAAGCUUCAUGCAGCUGACGCUCGGAGACAAGUGGAGACAUCGCUUCCUUCUCUGAGGUUCCUCCAACCUCACCUCCUAGCUGUAGCACUCAGGUUAUGCCCCUGAUGGCUGCCGUCCCAGCUCACGGAACUGGCAAAGGAGGCGGCGGUGGUGAUGGAAAACAUGGCAGCAUGCGACACAUCAGUGCAGCGGAAGGAGGUGGUAGAGGAAGUGGCGACGCUGAUGGAGUUUGCGAUGGUGGGAGCGGGUUCAACAGUGCAGCAGCCACCAUCAGUGUGGCCCGUGGGGCCAGCCCUGAUUAUGGCCUGCUGGAGAUGGAUGAAAACGACAACAGUUUUCCCUGGGGGCUUAUUCAUCACAACGAACUGGCACAGAUGCUCACCAUAGGUCUUGGAAAGACAAUGGUCAUUGACAGCCGGUCGUUUCUAGAGUACAAUACCAGCAACAUCCAGCAGUCUGUGAAUGUGUGUUGCUCCAAGCUAGUCAAACGACGGCUCCAGCAGGACAAGGUUCAUAUUCUGGAUCUCCUGCACCAGACUUGCAAUAUUGGUGCUGACGUUUCAUGGGAUGUGAUUGUCUAUGACCAAUGUACAGAAGACCCAUCUCAGCUGACAGCAGAUAACUUUGUACAGGUGUUGCUACGCAAGCUUAGCACAACAUUCAAUAGUGUGGCCUUCCUUAAAGGUGGUUUCCUGGCAUUCCAAGCUUCUCACUCCAGCCUGAUUGACCACAAGUCGAGUACAUACAGAUGUUCUACCUUGACGUCACUGUCACAACCAUGUAUGCCAGUCAGCAAUGUGGGACCAACUCGGAUUCUACCAUUUCUCUACCUGGGCAGCCAGCAGGAUUCACUGAACCAGGAGUUGGCACAGGUCAAUGGUAUCAGUUACAUUCUCAAUGUAAGCAAGACCUGUCCACGACCCCCCUACAUCUUAGAGGGACAUUUUCAUCGUAUUCCUGUCAAUGAUAAUUACUGCGAAAAACUGUUGCCAUAUUUUCAAGAAGCAUUUCAGUUUUUGGAUAAGGUUCGAGAGGCCAAUGGCUGUGUGCUUGUCCACUGUUUGGGGGGCGUGUCUCGCUCAGCCACCCUGGCCAUCGCAUAUAUCAUGAAACACAUGAGAAUGUCCUCAGAUGAAGCUUACCGGUAUGUUAAAGACAAACGGCCAACCAUUUCUCCCAAUUUCAAUUUCUUGGGGCAGCUACUGGAGUUUGAAAAGCUCAUUCGUAAAGAAGAACAGGAGGAGGUUGCCCGUCGAGAGGCCCUGCGAGUACUUAAAGGCGCUGAGGACUACAGUUUGUCCUGUGAACAGGACAAGGCGAGCCCUGUCAUGAUGGACCUCCACACUACCAGCCCCUCAUCUCCUGGCCCUCGUUCUUCCAGCAAAUCUUUUGUCCUAGAGUCUCUUACCUCAACAGCUUUUUCAUCACCAUUACAGACACUGUCAUUUAAGUUGCCUGAGAACAGAAGCAGCUUAAAUGCAAUGCGCAAUCCAUCAGCUUCUGCUGACAACUUUAAAUCAUUGGACGUGCGUAAGAAGCAGACAGAUCUGGGUUUUUCCUUGCACAAACAGGCCCAUACUGCAUUUGACUCUUCUCCAUUCCCUCGACCAAUAUCGGAGUUGUACCCUGUGUCAGGACCAGCAUCAUUGGAAGACUGUCCGUUUCCUGGUCCCUCUUCACUGAUUGGCUGGCCUGAACUUAGGUCAGCAUGUGUCAGUCAGGGUCCCAGUAGCAGAAGCAGCAGCAACAACACCACAGUCUCAUCUCUCCAAACCUCCAUCAGGCAGUGUGGGGUUGUGCAACCUUUCUGUGAUAGCCUGACCCAUGCUAGUAGCACAGCCAGCACCACCCUGGUGGAGUCCCCUGUGUGCGCCCUCACAGGCUUCCCCAGCCCGGCCGGUGCAUACCAGGACUCCCCUGAGUCCACUUGUCCAAGAACGGGUUUCCCCAGACCUGGCCACCAUGGCAGCAUUGACUCUAAUUCAAAUCGGAUUACUCAAAUCUGUAUGGACAGCACAUGCAGCAGCAUUUCACCAAGGUACACUUCUUUGGAAGAGGAGAAACUCAUCCAUGAAAAGUCUACAUAUCAGCAUAAUACUGGCCCUGACACUGCAACGAUGGCACCUCCUCCUCCUAUUGACAAGCUUAACACCACCACGUCACUUCUCGUGCAGUCAAAGAGGCCGGGUACUUCACAGCUUGGGGCUCGUCAGACCAUUCAGAAGUCAAAACACAGUUUCAGUUUUACAUCCAUGCUCUCCAGCUUCCGACGCAAGCCUCGCCCCCCAACACUACAGCUCGGCUCCCCAGUUGGUCACAGCACAGAGUUGUUGCGAGCUGCUGCUGGGGAGGCUAGGACUCAGCUGACUCCCGUGUCGGAGGCAAUGGAAAAUUGUGAUCUCAGUGUGCCAGAGGAUGAAUCCACAGGCGUGGAUCAGAGGGUGUGUGUCGGGGUUGACCCGGAGUCCAGAAUGGAGCUGCAAGAUUCAAACAGUGUUGUGUUUACGGGAGUGUCUGAUUGCAGCCUUUCCAAUGCAACUAGUAUGACAAUGGCAUCUACUCAAAUUAAUUUAUAUUCAUCUCUGUCAUCAUCAUUGCCAUCAAAAGACAGUUCAUUGCAUGUACAAAAUACCAUGCUUCAGACAAUGUCACUAAAAUUAGACCAAAAACAUUGUGUUUCAACUGUAUCCUCCGUCACAGUUAGUGAUGCUCAGAUGGCUGCAUAUCCAAUUUCAUCCUCGCCAUCUGUUCUCUCAUCAGGGGAUUCCAAUAAAAGAAAAGGAGGUGGAUUUCUGUCCAGCUUUAUCAGCCCUGACAAGCUGGCCAAGACGGAGUCUUCUUUUCAUCACGGGCCAAUGGAGACAGGGGACAGCAAACUUUCCCCUCCGAGGACCCUCAAUUUAGCCCCGAGCCCUGUAAACCGGCUGCGGUUACAUAGUACAGCAAAGAAACCUUCAGGCCUGACGUUAUCAUCACCUACCACAGCCAUGGCCAGGCUGAACUUUAAGUCUCCUUCAGAUGCCUCAAAAGACUUUUGCAGUUCUGUGGCAGCAGCACAGAGCGAGGGCAGGUCCCCAGUCACGGCCCAUGCUACCAACAGCAGACUUGAUUUGGAGGAAUCUGUUAAAAUCUGUGGUAGUCAGAGAGAGUUUAAGCUGUCAUCCUUCCUCACUUGCAGUGAGCAGCUGAUUGUAGGAGAAAAACAGCAGGGUCUUGGGGCAGGAUCGGAUAAUGCAGGAUCUACCACCAAUGUUGCAGCAACUUCUUCUGAACCUCCAGAUAAGCAGCAGUUCAAUACCUCAUCAUAUCCACCAGCUCCUCCCGGAGAUAGAUCUCUGUUGUCAUGUUCAUCCUCAUCAUCAGGAUCAUCGACGUCUCACCCAGAAUGGUCAUCAAUGUCCAAAUCAUCUUCAGCAUCAGCCUCCACAUGGGCCACGUCCUCAUCCAGCCACAGUGAGAUGAGCAGUAGCAGCAGCAUUUCAUCCUCCACAUCGUCUUCGAGGAACUUCAGAGGUCUCGGUGACUUUCCUACCACCUCACUAGAUAAACUAAAUUUCACUCCCUGUUCAGUGCGUGAUAUAGUACAGGAACUGAAGAAUGAGGAGCUGUCUCUCCAGACUGCAGGAUAUUCGCACUCCUCACAAACUGGGGACAGUCAGUCAGCUUCUUCUGCCCUUGAUUCUCCCAUGUCUAUAAGCAGUGGUAGUUCAGCGCCAAGUAUUGCCAGUUCAACUUUGUCCCCAGUAGAGUCAGGCAUGGCCAACCCGUUCUCUGAUGCAGUCACUCAGGGUUCUUCACAAGGCCUCUCUGCCUCGUCCAUGCCCUCUGCUUUCCACUUCUCUCCGGUUGAUAACCUUGAGCCCCCUUCUCCAAACACCAGCUUUACACUGGAUGGCCACAGCGGCCUUAAUGCUCGUGAUAAUCAGUUGAAUGCACAGGGUAACACACAACAGUGUAUACUGUCACCAGAUUCGGCCUCGGGUUAUGCCCUCUCAUCGACCUCCCUCCCUCAGGCAAGUGUGUCUCCCAAGAUGCCAACAGUCUCCUCCCCGCUCUACAGCAGCUGCUCCUCCAUGGAGCCCUUGUCCCCUAUGUCCCUCAGUGAUAGUGCCUCCAGCUCUCCCAUCAGAUCUCCAACUUCCAAUGGAAUAUCUUCCUUGUCCCUAUCUACAGUGUAUUCACCCAUCCCAGUCUCUUCCCCUCUGGCAGUGUCUUCUUCCUUCCCAUCCUCUGUGAUUGCCCCAGCAGCAUCCCUCCACUCCCACAUCCAAAAUAUGUCCUCACCCCUUGCCACAAACCCUUCUCUAAGUACUCCGGCAGCAGCAAGCACCAAAGUUGUCCGAAGAAGAGACAGCCGCAGCAGAAGAGAAAUGGCACGACCCAAUUCUAUCGCCUAUUCCUCCUACCCAACCUGUGACCUGGUCUGUGAAUCUGGCGACUCCAAUACAGUGGCCAUUAGUAGCCAUGACGACGCUAGCGAGGUUUACAUGUCUGUCACUGGAAAAAAGUCCAAGCUGGCUGCACUCACACCAGAAUCUCAGCUACCAAGCGGUCGCACUUCGUGGGGAGGCUACUCAGAACGGGAGGUGUAUCGUCAGAUCUCAGCAGCCAUGGAGAGUGCCAUGUUGCGCACAAGGGCCUACACAUCGGGGGCCCCGUCGGCCAGCAGCAGCAGGUUGGCCCAGUCCAGGGUUUCCUCUAGAAAGGCUCGCAGCUUGGAUGAUAUUCUAGACAGCAGCACAAAUGCUGAUGAGCUCCAGCACAAGCAUCGCGGAGGAGGCCGCUAUCACAGAGCUGCUUGCGGAGAGCAGCUGUUUGAGCCAUAUCGAUGUGGGCUGCGCAGUGGCUCUGAACCAUAUCAGUCUAGUUCGAGCCUCUCCUCCAAUGGGAGCCAUGGCUCCAUCCACAACAGUUUGGAGAUCAUUCAGCUGCCACGCUGAAUGGUAAGUGUUGUGCACUCCCUGCGUCUCCCCUCCCCCUGUUUUCCCUAGGCAGAGCAUUUUGAGCAUUGUUAUUUGCAGUGUCGGUCGACCAACUUCUGUAGAAUCUACGUGUGAUCGCUUUCGUUGGUUACCAAGGCCAAGACCUCUUCGUGGACCCCCCCCCCCCCCAUCCUUCUUUCCGUCACAGACCUCCUUCCACCCCACGUUUUGAAUUUUUUUUAUCUGCUACGAUGGUGAUUCCUCCCUUAAUCCUUUACUCACUAUCUUCUGCUUGUUUCAACGAGUCAUUACACUAGUCGCCGCCCCCCUCUUUCUCCCUCUUUCUCUCUCUCUCCCUCUCUCUCUCUCACACACACACACACACACACACACACACACACACACACACACACACACACACAGGGAGAGAGGGAGAGAGAGAGAGAGAACGAUAGCGAUGUUCCUUGGUAUGCUGUCCCGUAGGGUGCACGGACAAUUCUUAUACAGUGACACAGAAAUGGUUAGUCAUGCUGUAAAUUUGGUAAUUUAAAAAAAAUCGUACCUAUAGAUUGUAACGCAACUUUUCGUUCGCAGAAACCCCAGGGUGCACUCUUAGCCUAGCUUUAGCAUGUUUGUGUGGGUCUUUCUGCAUGCCUGUAUGUUGUCUGUCUGUCUGUCUGUCUGUCUGUCAGUCUGUCUGUCAGUCUGUCUGUCUGUCUGUCAGUCUGU
Molecule: messenger RNA, 6679 nt
Organism: Aplysia californica (California sea hare)
Lineage: Eukaryota; Metazoa; Mollusca; Gastropoda; Aplysiida; Aplysiidae
Product: mucin-19
Exons: 9
Coding region: 1124-5968 (1614 amino acids)
Biological process (GO): negative regulation of MAPK cascade; protein dephosphorylation
Cellular component (GO): cytoplasm
Molecular function (GO): protein tyrosine/threonine phosphatase activity; MAP kinase tyrosine/serine/threonine phosphatase activity
Source: RefSeq, a predicted model, not a curated record